AUGCUGAAACUUUGGAACCCUUUACGCUGUCUAUUUGAGUCUUUUGAACAGAAAGCACAGUAUGUACACUUGCGUAUGAUAAAAAAACAAUUGUGGACAAAGGCUAUCCAAUCGAAUCUAUCAAUCGCCAGGGUUGUGCAGUCAACUAAAUGUUUUGCGGAUGCAACCAACCCACUGCCACCAAACAUUGAUUCAACAACCGUGGUACGAAAACCGACCCGAAGACGUAGACCAUUAACUUCAGUUUAUGAUUCGACGUAUCCAAGAGGACCGGAAAUCAUUGGCGUAGCAAUGGCGGAAUCCUUCAGAUUGAUUGAUUUACUCGACGAUGAACAUUUGUUUUGCUUGUAUAACUGUACGCAUAUUGAUGAGGAAAUUGAUGAUGGUUUACACUUCGUACCAAAACCACAAUAUAUUAUUGAUCAGAACGCAAUCAAAGAAUUUUUUCUGUUUGCCGAUGGUGUUGUUGUCUUUUGGGGUAUUAAUCAUAUUGAGCGUAGCCAGAUAAUGGAUAUUUUGUCUCAGUAUGCUGAAUUACCAUUUGAAUCAUCAGUUAUUCUAGAAGAAACUGAUACCUUAUCAUUUCGUAUGGUGAAAGAAGGUGAAACACGGAUGAAAGGUGAACAAUUAUUGCUUAAUUUUACCAAUUAUUUGGACGGGCAUUUUUCGUCAUUAGCAACUUUGGAGCGGUUUGCUUUUUCGCAUGGAAUGGCUGCAUCAGUGAAAGUUGCAAUAUGGGAAUCGCAGUUGUUGGAAUAUGCUGAACCGCUCGCAAAAGCUUCAAAAGGACUCAGUACUGGUAAGAUUCCUUUGAAGCGAAAAAGUGUACUGAUGCAAACUGGUACUUUAUUAUCACUUAGACAUUCAAUUAAUUUAAAUACGAAUUUGAUCGAUUCCGACUUCUAUUGGGAGAAGCAGGAUUUGGAGCCAUAUUAUAGAAUGGCUUUAAAACAUUUCGCCGUUGCCAGCCGACGAAGGAUGUUAAAUGCACAAUUAGAUUAUUGCAGUGAAAUAUUGAAAAUAGUGGACGGUAUGCAGACUCAUAAUUGCGAAGCACGACUGGAAUGGAUGAUUAUUUGCCUUAUUGUUAUCGAAGUAUUCUUCGCGAUAAUCGAUCAUUUUGGAUUUAAUUUGGGUCCACCGCAAAAGGUCCUCAUAGAUAAUUGUCAAGAAUUGGUAAGCGGUAUCAAUGAAGCAGUCCGAAAACGUCAAUGA
Cercopithifilaria johnstoni is the source of this 1215-nucleotide messenger RNA. The record is from the annotation of a GenBank genome assembly. NCBI's taxonomy places the organism in Eukaryota, Metazoa, Nematoda, Chromadorea, Rhabditida, Onchocercidae.